Condylura cristata (star-nosed mole) is the source of this 3378-nucleotide messenger RNA. It is a transcript of the gene SEC61A1, whose product is annotated as Sec61 alpha 1 subunit (S. cerevisiae). Gene Ontology annotation, cellular component: membrane; Sec61 translocon complex. Gene Ontology annotation, biological process: post-translational protein targeting to membrane, translocation; SRP-dependent cotranslational protein targeting to membrane, translocation. The coding region runs from base 151 to 1581 and encodes 476 amino acids. NCBI's taxonomy places the organism in Eukaryota, Metazoa, Chordata, Mammalia, Eulipotyphla, Talpidae. The transcript has 12 exons. Gene Ontology annotation, molecular function: signal sequence receptor activity; transmembrane protein transporter activity; ribosome binding. The record is from RefSeq and is a predicted model, not a curated record.
CCGGCGCCGCGCUGCUCACCUCGGUGCUAGCACUGACGUGUCUCUCGGCGGAGCGGCUGCGCUCCGGAGCAGGCUGGGCCACGGGCAGCGUCGCCUCACUCGGAGCGGAGCGGAGCCGGAGCGGCACCGGGAGCCCGAGCAGCCGCCGUCAUGGCGAUCAAAUUUCUGGAAGUCAUCAAGCCCUUCUGUGUCAUCCUGCCGGAAAUUCAGAAGCCGGAGAGGAAGAUUCAGUUUAAGGAGAAAGUGCUGUGGACUGCUAUCACCCUCUUUAUCUUCUUAGUAUGCUGUCAGAUCCCCCUGUUUGGUAUCAUGUCUUCUGACUCAGCUGACCCCUUCUACUGGAUACGAGUGAUUCUGGCAUCCAACAGAGGCACAUUGAUGGAGCUGGGUAUCUCUCCAAUUGUCACCUCUGGCCUCAUCAUGCAGCUCUUGGCUGGCGCCAAAAUUAUUGAAGUUGGUGACACCCCAAAAGACCGAGCCCUCUUCAAUGGAGCCCAAAAAUUGUUCGGCAUGAUCAUCACCAUUGGCCAGUCUAUCGUGUAUGUGAUGACCGGAAUGUAUGGGGACCCUUCCGAAAUGGGUGCUGGAAUCUGCCUGUUAAUCACUAUACAGCUCUUUGUCGCUGGCCUAAUUGUCCUACUUUUGGAUGAACUUCUGCAAAAAGGAUACGGCCUGGGCUCUGGUAUCUCCCUCUUCAUUGCCACAAACAUUUGUGAGACCAUCGUGUGGAAGGCGUUCAGCCCCACCACUGUCAAUACUGGCCGAGGAAUGGAAUUUGAAGGUGCCAUCAUCGCCCUGUUCCAUCUGCUGGCCACACGCACCGACAAGGUCCGUGCCCUCCGGGAGGCCUUCUACCGCCAGAACCUGCCCAACCUCAUGAAUCUGAUCGCCACCAUCUUUGUCUUCGCAGUGGUCAUCUACUUCCAGGGCUUCCGAGUGGACCUGCCUAUCAAGUCAGCCCGCUACCGAGGCCAGUACAACACCUACCCCAUCAAGCUCUUCUACACCUCCAACAUCCCCAUCAUCCUGCAGUCAGCCCUGGUGUCCAACCUGUACGUCAUCUCCCAGAUGCUGUCCGCCCGCUUCAGUGGCAACCUGCUGGUCAGCCUGCUGGGCACCUGGUCUGAUACUUCCUCCGGGGGUCCAGCCCGUGCGUAUCCCGUUGGUGGCCUCUGCUAUUACCUGUCCCCUCCAGAGUCUUUCAGCUCCGUGCUGGAAGACCCCGUGCACGCGGUCGUGUACAUAGUGUUCAUGCUGGGCUCCUGCGCCUUCUUCUCCAAAACGUGGAUUGAGGUCUCAGGCUCCUCGGCCAAAGACGUUGCAAAGCAGCUGAAGGAGCAGCAGAUGGUGAUGAGGGGCCACCGAGAGACUUCCAUGGUGCAUGAACUCAAUCGGUACAUCCCCACCGCCGCGGCCUUCGGUGGACUGUGCAUCGGGGCCCUCUCCGUCCUGGCUGACUUCCUGGGCGCCAUCGGGUCGGGAACCGGGAUCCUGCUCGCCGUCACCAUCAUCUACCAGUACUUCGAAAUCUUCGUCAAGGAGCAGAGCGAGGUCGGCAGCAUGGGGGCCCUUCUGUUCUGAGCCAUGUCGCCCCAGGACCAGGCUGUGGAAUUGCUGAGGAAGGGGGAACGAGACACCUCACUGUGGGCGCGCUCAGCCAGGGCGUGCCGCUUUGGCAUGUGGACUUUUGUUUCAUAAUGUUUUUGAAUUUCAUAUUCCUUCAUUCCACUUUGUAAAGUAGAAAUUUUCCAAUUUGAGAAUUUGCUUUUUAUUCUGGCAUUGGCAAAAGAACUGUAGCGAGGUUUGAUUCGGCUGACUGCCAGACGUGGGGAUGGCAGACUACCCCCGAGCGUCCACGUAACUUCGGUUUUAACCUUUGCACCUUCUCAGAGCGGCGGGCGGCCACAGUGGCCUCAGCGGUUCGCCCACGAAGGGACAGUCUUGUUGGUUAGAAGCACAAACGUUUUUGCAAUGUCUCCGUAUGGCUGUGGUGGGUGGUGAGGCUGGGAGCAGAUCGUGUGACUUGGUGGACGAGGGGCGCACAUGAGUGCCCUUCAUAUCGGGGUUUGGAACAUUUGGCUUAAAAUUGUUUCUCUGGAAGACAGUUGUUUUCUCUUCUGAAAGUAGUGUUUUGGGCAGAGCUUCUUCCAAACGGGGGGUCGUUUCCCAGAGACACUCCUGGCCACCUGUGGACUUCUCUGCGUGUGGGCGGUUCCUGUCACCUGUUCAGUCAGGCUUGAGGCUCAGAAGAAGCGUUGGCGGCUCUGCCCUCUGUCUUCCGUCGGCGAGCGUCCUCCGAAGCAGGGAGGUCGGGAGUUGUCAGCUCUACAAAGUGGGGCCUGGGCGGCUCAGGCAGGCAGAGAGGACGUGAGGGGUACCGUCUGCUUGCCUCUCCCCGUGGUUGGCCCUGACGGGCGGGGCCCGUGGAAGACGCCGCCGUUCCCAGGCCACCGACACCUGCGGGGUGAAGGCUUCCACGUGUCUUUUGAGAACUUUUUUACUGUACUUAGGACCAAAUGCGAGUAAGUAAGUGACAAGAUGCCACUGAUCUCUCAACUUCCAGCAGAAGAGGGGCACACAGGCCUGAGAACUGUGGUGAAAUCAGGGCUAGAGAACAUGAUUUUUGGUAAGUUGCUCCAGUGUUUGAUAUAAAAAGACUUCGCAGUCAUGACUGAAAUAAGUUGUUUGGAAUUACAGGUGAUUAGCUCUUAGGACUUGAAACCUCCAAGGCCUUCAGUGAGGCCCCUCUCAGGGGAGAGCACCUGGCAGAGCAGGGCGAGGGCAGUCUGCAGGGUUCUCACUAGGGGCGGGGGGAUGUGCAGCCGCAGGAGAGGUUCCCCGUCAGCAGCAGCCACAGCGUGGCCUUGAUACACCCAGCCAUGGUCACAUCUGUAGACGUGCCAGGCCCAGGCGCCUCUCUGGGUCAGGAGGGCGCUCCCAGGAGACCUCACUGGCAGCGCAAUCAGGAAGCAGACCAGCCGAGGGGCACGAAGCGCCUCGCCUAGCGCUACCCGGCCAGUCAGCAGCAGAGCCAGGCUGGGCCUGGCAGUCUGGGCAGCAGCCCGGGGACACCACCACAUCACACGUGGCCUUGUCAGACCCAGUCCUGCACAGGCCCUGAGCCGCCCCCACCACGCCACCUGCCCAGCCGCCCUGUGGCUGGGAUGUCUCAGCCUAGACGGCAGGGCAGCCGCCCCAGGCUCCUGGUCCCCCUGGGCAUCUGUGCCCUUAGGGGGCCCUGUGCAGCUUGGGCUCUGUGAUCAGCGGUCACCGUGGUGGGGGCUGACCUCGGCUUCCAGGGGACUGUCACUGUGGACGCCAAAAUGGCAUAACUGAGAUAAGGUGAAUAAGUGACAAAUAAAGCCAACUUUUUACAAC